AUGCUCACCUCGCAAGGUCUAGCAUCGGUCAGCAGCCUUGUCUCUCAUCCUGACGAUGAAGAUAAAGGCGCAAGCUAUGAGCAACGUCGUCCUUACGGCUCCUUUUCGAGGGAAGCACAGCCGUCUACAACUGCCGCUGCCGCUGCCGCUGCUGCAGGGCCGGCAAGAGGAGCAGCAGCGGCGGCGUCUUCUUUUCCACUGGCACGGGCGGCAGACGCAGACAAGAAGCGAGGAGGCGGGGAAGAAGGCAGAGGCGCGUCGAAGCAGACCAAGGAAGACGAGGCGCAGGACCAUCAAGGCCUUUCAGACGCGGCUCAUGCCCCGCACCGCCCUCCUCCACCACUCGAGGCCAAAGUUGGAGCUGCCUUGGUGAACAGACGCAGAGGCACACCUUCUUCCUUCUACCCUCAGCACAACACUCACCUCUCAUCAGCCUCUGACUCUCCCGCGAGCCCACGGAAACACUCUCCUUCCUCGCCUCUACCCAACGGGUCAGCAGAUUUCAGCCCGGCACCUCCACCUCUUCCAGCACGCGCCAGUCCUUUCCAACGCUUCGUAUCCAGUCCUCCGCCCACCAACGGGUACCCACGCAGCAAAGCCUUCAAAUAUCGUCCAGACACCACAGAGGCAGAUUUUGAGUCGGCUCCUCAGUCAAAGGCGGAUACAAAGGCCGAGUUUCGCACGUUUGGUCUACGAGGUCUAGCCAAAAGAGCAGCUUCUAUAGCUGGCUUCUCCUACCCUUCCCAAGCAGACAGUGACGUCCCUCCGGUCCCGUCCCUUACCGAGCUACCUCGAGGUCUUCUCACUAGGAAUAGACGACAGGAGCAGCGUAGCUCCGGUAAUUGGAUAAGUCCCUCCCCUUCGGGCCUUAGACCCAUCACACUAGGUCUUGCUAGCUCAACUUCGGCAUCGGGUUACGGCUCCACCUCUCAUAGCAGGAGCGCCUCGGUCAGCAGUAGCACUUCUCGUUCUUCGAGGCUCACAGAGGGAAGCAGUGCUCCGCAGACUCGCUCUGCUCCUGCGACUGUAGAGAGUACGCCUCACCAGAGGGCGGAAUCGACUUUUGGCACAAGUUCAUCGGCACCUGCCCGAGGAACACUUCUACGGUCACCUUGCAAGAGAGAGUCCGGCUCGGUCUUCGAUCAUCACGAGCGAGAUCUUGAAAGUUCCUCUUCGUUCUCUGAUUCGUCUUCAGUCUCCUGCUACCAACAUCGCAGUCGAGAGGAUACCUACGACUCCCCUCCGUCUCUGUGGAAACACCGAGAGUCUAUCACCUCGACUGCCGAGCGAAGUUCCGGACCUCCGACUGACUCGGACGACAGUGCGGACAAGCGAGAUUCCAUAACGUCUGCAACCCGGGGUUCCUCGCUGUACACACCUUCGGCUUUACAGAUUGCGCUAGCCAUGCCGCCUAAGGCCACUGCCAAUGGGCGCGCUGCUGCCGGGACCAAGUCUAAAGCAGAAGCAAAGGGCAAAGCUGAGCCAAAGAAGGACAAGCGAGAUAGUACGGCUCCUACACCUUCGAAUGGCGAUGCAAAGAAUGCAAAGCGGCGCAGCAUCUCGACGAAUACCUCUGGCAGCGGAGGCGCUGCAGAGAGCGAGGACAGUGAUGCUGAAGGGUUUGAAGACGCCGAGGGUGGAGCUGGUGAAGAGCGAGAGGACGCCGAGGAGCCUGCUGGAGAAGAGACAGCUGAGGCACCUUCAGAGGAGCCGGGACCUUCAGCGCAGGAGUCGGGUGCCACUGGCUCUCUGCCUGCUGUGGAGACCUUGACUGUCGACCCAACACAAGCUGAGGGCGCUGAGCAAUCUGCAUCGCCUCUGCCCGAGGCUGAUGAGGCUAGCGCAACUACUCCUCUCACUGCCCGUCCACCUCCGCCUCCUCCUCGGCCUGUAGCGGCUGCGUCUCCCAGCACUCCAACGGCGCGUAAGAACUCAACGCCCUCGCUGUGGGACCGGCUGAAGACACCGCAGGAGCGAGCAGCCGAGGCGGCCCUUAAGUCGCCUUCACCCCCGCCUGCUGCUUCUUCAACUGUGACAGCCCCUCAAUUACAGCAGCGUCAGCUAUCGAGCGGCUCACUCUUGAAUUCCCUCACCUCUGCGGCCAACUAUGCGGCGAGCUCUGCCGCCUCUCGUGGUUUCAACCUUCCCGAGCGACUAGGCGGUGGUGCUGCAGCUGCAGCUUCUCUCGCCCAAGGACCCCUGGAACGCAAGCGCCUUCCUCGUUACGAAGUCGACGAAGGCAAGAUGAUGGAGGACCAAAUGCGCUUCGCCGAGGCCCGCCAUCUCCUCGCCACCUCCACCCAGCUGGAGCAGGUGCGCUCCUUAGGCAAGGACCUGGAGGGUGGGUGGAGGGAGAAGCUCGCAGAAGUCACUGAGCUCCACCUCAAGCUGGAGGACCUGACGGCCAGCGUGAGCGAUAUUCAAGACGAGAACGAACAAUUGCGUACGCAGCUCGCCUCCCUCUCUGAGCAGAUUGCCCUGCGUGAAGAAGACUUCGAGGCAUUCCAGCGUCUGACGAUUGCUCACCAGGAGAGGGAAAAGGAACUGUGGGUCGUCGAAUCCCAGGAGGAGAAGGAAAGGCUAGAGUGGAAGGAGAGGGAGGCGGUGAGGAUUCUUGCAGAGGAGAGGGCCAUCAAUGCCCAACUUCGACUGGUACUGCUUGGCUCCCUCAAUGGAGCUGCCACCGAGGAAGGUGGUGGUGGCGCAUCGAGCAAUGCUUCCUCUUCAGGUCUUGUGCGGGACAGUGGAUUAAUCGAAAAGAACUCAUCGCACGACUCUGCAGGCAGCAGUAGGCGCUCAGCCGUCUUUGAUGUCGCAGACGGGGAUGGCGAGGAGCUGGAGCGCGGCGGGCCUCGUGACCGCGAUCCCAGUGGGGGAGAAGAAGGAGCAAUCCAGGACGACGUCCUCUUCAACCUCAACCUACCGCAUACUGCCAGUGGCGGACGCACCACUCCAGGCGCAGGUGGAGGUGCUGGCGGAAGCGCCGAGACUGGAAUGGGUACGGCGAACCGUUCAGCCGUCGCUUCGCUCUUUUCGGACGUGGUACCUCUGGACCAAUUGAGGUUGAUCCUCAAGAUGCCUCCUGCCGAGGAGGAAGAAGCAGCACAGCGAAUCCUCUCUGAGGCUCCCCCCUCGGGAGCUGCAGGUAUGACUCCUUCUGCUAGUCAGUCUUCCUUGCGAGAGCAGGAGAACAGCACACUCACCACCUCUAGCAGCAAUGGCGCCCUCGGUCUCGGCCUCGGCCUCGGCCUUGGCAGUAGCAACAGCAGCAAAGCCACCCACGCCCUCUCCCACCCCUCUGUGCAACAAACCCUCACAUCUCAAAAGUCCCUCGCAGACUAUCAACUCUCCCAAGCCCUCCAAUUGGAAAACCUCUCUAUCCGCUCUCAAUUGAGAGAUGCCAAUCGACGCGCGGGGCUAGCAGAGGAAGAGGUCAAGGGGUUGAAAGAAAAAGUGAGGGGGAUGGAAGAGGCGGUUAGUGGAUUGCUUGAAGGAGGUGGGUUUGCGGGUUUUGGGGGUGCGGGUGCGGGUGCGGGAAAGAGUGGGUAG
This is a messenger RNA of Microstroma glucosiphilum, 3549 nucleotides long. RefSeq lists its product as hypothetical. The record is from RefSeq and is a predicted model, not a curated record. The coding region runs from base 1 to 3549 and encodes 1182 amino acids. The transcript has a single exon. NCBI's taxonomy places the organism in Eukaryota, Fungi, Basidiomycota, Exobasidiomycetes, Microstromatales, Microstromataceae.